UUUCCAGUGAAGUUUCGAUUCCCCUUCUACUAUGAGAUGUGUUGGUACGUGUUGGAGCGUUACGUCUUCAGCUUAACCAAGGCCUCAUAUCUCACACCAGAGUUUCAGAAACACUCCCUGGGCAUUGGUUUGAAAAAGCCGUCAAAUGUAGAUGCCUCCCAGGCUAACGAUGAAGAGGAUAGUGAAGAAGAUGAUGCAGAGCUCCACUGUGACCGACCUGAGGGUAAAGUUCACCUGAGUCCUUUAGAGAUGGAGGGCCUCUGGAAUCUGCUGGGCAAACUGGAGUCUCUGCCUUCCAGUAAGAAAUGUGUCCCAGCAGGGAUACACAACGCUCCUGCACUCCUAACGCAUAUCAAGGCCCUGCUGAAGGAACACGCCAGUGACAAUCCCAAACUGUCCUACACAGGAAAACCCAUCAUCAAGUGGCCAAAGAGGCCAUCUUGGUACCAGCCUCCUCCACCUCCUCCUCCUCCACCUCCUCCUCCUCGUCCUAAAUUGGCUUCCACUCCCAUCAUCCCAAGACCACAGAAGCCCCCUUCCUCCAUGUCUGUGCUGAGGCGGCGCAGGGUCAGGUGUAAACGCUGUGAGGCCUGUAUGAGACAGGAGUGCGGAGAGUGUAACUUCUGUCGAGACAUGAAGAAGUUUGGAGGACCAGGAAAACUCAAACAGACCUGUGUGCUGCGGCAGUGUCUCUCUCCGGGCCUUCCUCUCUCUGCAGUGUGUGAGAUCUGUAAGGAUCCCAAUCAGGAGGAGAGUGGAGAUCCAGCCCUCAUACUGAUGGAGUGUUCCACCUGCGCCCAGAUAGUACAUCCUGCCUGUCUCACGGUGCAGGGUGAAGGAGUGUUGAAUAAAGACCUGCCCAGUUGCUGGGAGUGUCCAAAGUGUGUCCAAGACCCAGAGUCGUCAGGCAGCGAUGAAUCGUUGGCUGCCAGUCACCAGCAGCAGGUCCCUGCACACAGGCCGCUGGUCCUCAGGCUGGGCCAUGGGCCCUCUGCAGCCAUAGGGGGUCCUGUAGGUUCCCAACAGGAUGGGGAGGUGGUCCGCUGUGGUUUCUCCCUUCCUCUUCCUCCUCCUCUUCCUUCCUGCUCUUCCUCCUCCUCAGCUUCAAUCCUCUUGGUGGCGGCCCCUCUGCCUUCUCAGCCAAUCAGCUUGAGACUGCAGUCCAAAGGAGACAAGGGUGAUAGCUUGCCAGUGAAAAGGAAAUCUUCAUCAUUGCUGGAUGCUCGGAUUGCGAAGAUUUACCGACGCCACAGACAUGUACGGAAUGGUGAUGACUCUGCUAGUGAUGAGGAUGAUGACUAUGAUGACGAUGAUGAUGUGUCUCAGAGAAGAAGACUGACACUGCACACCCAAGGGGGAAGCCAAAGGAGAGGCUUCAGUGCUAAUAGGAGAGGACUUUUGCGAGGAAGCUCUGGGCACAGAGGAAGUAGAGGAGGGCUAGUGAAUCCUGGGUCUUCUGCAUUGAAGAUGAAGCGAGGGAUGGGUAUGAGGGAGGCAGGAAAGAGGGGCAGAGGAGUGCGAGUGAGAGGAGGCUCCAGGAUGAACCGAAGGGGUGAUGAGUCCGACGAGUCCGAUGAUGACGAAGACGAUGAGGAGGAUGAUGAGGAGGAGGAGAGUGAAGAUGGAGACAAAGAACGACGCCACUCUGGGCGUAGGAGGCGGUGCAGGAAUGAUGAUAAUGAAGAUGAGGACAGUGAGGGGCAAGAGUUUGACCCUGAGGAGGAGGAAGAGGAGAUGGACACAAUGGAAGAGGAGGAGGUAGAAGAGGAAGGUCGCUGGGAUUCUGACCCAGAACCACCAGUCCUCUUGAUGUCUGAUCUUAAUGAUGACCUGCUAAGUGGCUCCUACCUUACAGUGACUCUACAGCGCCCCCACAAGGCUAAAACACAAUCAGGCUCCAUUGUUCCUAAGCUCGAAGCAGCUAUGAGCCCCAGGACGGCCACAGUCGGCGCUGGUGGUCAGCAGAGCUUCAUCCAGCGCAAGACUGCUCUCUCCAAAUUGUCUAGAAGCAAGACUGAUGCUGCACCUGAAAGUAUAACCCCAAGAGGACCUGGCAGGCCUCGUCUCCGGGGUGACCGCAGCACUAAGGAACGUUCUGCCUCCUCUUCAGAGGAAGAGGAUGCUCCUGCUCCUCCUAUGCCCUCCUCCUUCUCUUCUCCGUCACUGUUGUCGCUGCCUUCUUUUAAGGACACCGGGAAUGACAAAGGAGGAGAGAAGGAGGUGUGGGUGCCUGUGUUCAGAUAUCUGAACAGAGCCGAUCUGCUGUCCUGUAUGACUGUGUGUAAGGCCUGGUACAAGUGGAGCUGUGACAAAUGUCUGUGGAACCAUGUGGAUGUAAGUCGCUGCAGCCCGCUCAGUAACCAGGCCCUGGCAGGAAUCAUCAAACGACAACCCACUUCUCUGGAUCUGUCCUGGACCCCACUGGCUAAGAGACAGCUCAACUGUCUGCUCACCAGGCUGCCUGGUCUGAGGGAGUUGAGGGUAGCAGGUCUACCCUGGUCCUGUAUUUCAGCAUUCAUCUCUCCUACACUGCCUUACCUACGACUGCUGGACCUGCGUUGGUGUGAAGGCGUGACCGACGAUCAGAUUAAAGACAUCAUCAUCCCUCCCGAUUCAGAGUUGUCUCGCAGCCGGCUGAGGAACAUGGUGACGUUGCGUCUGUCCGGUCUGGACGUCAGUGACUCCACGCUAAAGCUGCUGCAGCGCCACAUGCCCCAGCUGGAGAGGCUGGAUCUGGCUCACUGCAAGGACAUCACCGACUCCUCCAUCACCCUGCUGGCAGCAGCUGGGACUCACACACGCAACAACCUGACUGAGCUCACACUGGCAGGGUGUAACAACCUGACAGAUGUUAGUCUGUCUUACCUGAAGCGUCUGCCAUCACUGACUUUGCUGGACCUGAGGGGCUGUAAGAACAUCAGCAGGCGAGCUUGUGAUGCCUUCAUCUCUGACCUGUCCCACAUCACCCUCUACUGUAUGAUGGAGGAAAAGUUCAUCCAACGCCUGGAUUAACAGACUGUUAGAAUAAUAUACCACCUGUGCUGGGAGCCAACAACUCUGGAAUCACGUUUUUCACGCACAUUUUUACUUGUCUUUUCAGUGGAACUGUUUGU
Messenger RNA from Thalassophryne amazonica, 3113 nucleotides. Its product is annotated as lysine-specific demethylase 2A-like. The record is from RefSeq and is a predicted model, not a curated record. Gene Ontology annotation, biological process: regulation of transcription by RNA polymerase II; protein demethylation. Lineage: Eukaryota; Metazoa; Chordata; Actinopteri; Batrachoidiformes; Batrachoididae. Gene Ontology annotation, molecular function: protein binding; histone demethylase activity; transcription coregulator activity. Bases 37 to 3012 code for a protein of 991 amino acids. The transcript is spliced from 18 exons.